Molecule: messenger RNA, 2460 nt
Organism: Aspergillus aculeatus ATCC 16872
Lineage: Eukaryota; Fungi; Ascomycota; Eurotiomycetes; Eurotiales; Aspergillaceae
Product: SURP domain-containing protein
Exons: 1
Coding region: 1-2460 (819 amino acids)
Biological process (GO): RNA processing
Cellular component (GO): nucleus
Molecular function (GO): RNA binding
Source: RefSeq, a predicted model, not a curated record
AUGUCGGACGACUCCAAAUCAAAAGCCUUCCCCGACCUCUCCGCCAAAUUAUCGGCCAUUCCUAAGAAGUCGCUUUUUGAGCGCCAGAAAGCCGAAGCCGAAGCCAAACGAGCCCGAGAGCAAGCCGAAACCGCGGCUGUGUACGAGGACUUUGUCAAGUCAUUCGAGGAUGACUCGCACGGCGGCACCGAUAGACCCUCUGCCGAUGGACGACCGAACCGCUUCCCACACAAGAAUCAAGGGUUUGCAGGUGGCCCUGGUAGACGGCACUUCACGGGCUCCGGUCCGCGCUUGAGCGGGCCUGGCACGCUGGGACCCCCUCCGCCGUCGCUGUCGCGAAAGCGCAACCACGAAGGCUUCCCGCCAGCGCAGCGGAACCGAGACACCGCGCAGGGGAUCCUGGGCUUUGAUAACACCGGCCCGGGCCCGUCGGCUGCCGCGUCCGCGUUCCGCGCGUCGGACGAUGAGGACGAGGCGACUGCCGAUGCGAAGGAGGCGGAGAGGGCGGCGGCCAAACCAACACUGUACCUGGCCUCGUUGCCUCCUGGGACGUCCCCGUCGGUUAUCAAGUCGAUAAUCCCCUCGCUUCUGACGGUGGAUAAUGUCAGGAUACUGCAUUCGACCGUCCAACAGGCCCCGACCGAUCGCAAGUCGAUCGCUGCCAUCGUGACCCUUGCAAACGAAUCUGCAGCAUCGGAUAUCGAUAGCACUGUCAGCGCUCUUCAGAACAAGUACCUGGGCUGGGGUUACUAUCUGUCGAUCUCGAGGCAUCUGUCCUCUGCGGCUAUUAGUUCCACAAUGCCGGUGACUGUCAGUCAGUCCUCGACAAGCCCCCUUCCAUUCGGGGCCAAGUCUACCCAGCCCGAUAUUCCCGGACGCUUGAAUCGAGCUCCGCCUCCUGGCAUGCACCGCGGCGGCUUUGCACCGCCAACGUCGUAUAAUCCUGCAUUCGGGCGCAGUGGCCCGACGACACAGGUUGAGGUGAAAGCACCGUCAGACCUCAAGCAGCUAAGACUGAUACAUAAGACGCUGGAGAAUUUACUGAGCUAUGGUCCGGAGUUUGAGGCCUUGCUUAUGAGUAGGCCGGAGGUCCAGAGGGACGAGAAAUGGGCUUGGAUCUGGAACGCCCGGAGCGCUGGCGGUGUCUACUAUCGGUGGAAGCUAUGGGAGGUCUUGACCAACAGUCGACCUACCGGUGGUCGACGGGGUCGGUUCCAACCUCAAAACCCGUCACUUAUCUUUGAGGGUGGCGCACACUGGGUUCCACCUGAGGCUCAUAUUAAAUUCGAGUACACUACCAACAUGGACGAGUUCGUCACGGACGACGAUUACGACUCGUCUGACGAGGAGAUGUCGGACUAUGAAGAUGAGAGACGUGUGGCCGGGGGAGCACCGCCAGCGGAAGGACCGGGCGCUGGUAACGAGGGGCUGGGAUACAUGAAUCCUCUUCAGAAGGCCAAAUUGACCCACCUACUCGCACGGCUGCCAACCACCCAUGCCAAGCUACGAAAAGGAGAUGUUGCCCGUGUUACUGCUUUUGCCAUUGAACAUGCUGGGGCAGGGGCCGAGGAGGUUGUGGAGAUGAUUGUUGCCAAUAUCAUCAAACCCUAUGCCUUUACGGGGGCCAAUCCGGACCGUGAAGCUGAACAAGGACUUGCUCGCAAGGAGCAAUUUGGAGAAUCAGCCAACGACAACACAGCCGAAGAUGGGCGGACGGCCUCGAAAACUCUUGACACGUCCUCUGCUAAGUUGGUGGGUCUGUAUCUCGUGUCAGACAUCCUCUCGUCGUCUGCCACGAGUGGUGUGCGCCAUGCCUGGCGAUACAGACAGCUUUUCGAGUCAGCACUAAAGACGCAGAAAGCAUUCGAGCAUCUUGGUAGAUUAGAGAAAGACUUCGGCUGGGGUCGAUUAAAAGCCGAAAAAUGGAAGCGCAGCGUUGGCUCUCUUCUCAACUUAUGGGAAGGUUGGUGCGUGUUUCCGCAGUCGAGCCAGGAGCAAUUCGUCCAGAUCUUCGAGAAGCCCCCCCUCACAGAAGAAGAGCUGCGAGAAGAGAGAGAGAAGGCCGAAGCCGAACGAGUGGCGAGCGCGUUCUCCAAGAACAAAAACCGCUGGAAGGCAGUUGACGAGGAUGCAGCUUCUGGAAAGUUCGAUCCCAGUCGCGCUGCGGCAGCCGAACCGGAUCGCAUGGAUGUUGACCAGGUCAAGCAUGAGUAUGCGACGGCGGAGAAUCUCGACGAAGUGUCAAUGAGCGACAUUGAUGGCGAGCCAAUGGAGGACAGUGACCUGGAGUUAUCGGAUGGUGAGCCAUUGGAGGAAGACCCUCCCGAAGAUGAGAGCGAGCUGAGCAAACCAUCGCCGGAGAAAGUAGCUGAAGCGGCAGCCCAACCGCAACCUCAGCCUCCGGUGCGCAAACCACGGCCUAAAGCAGAGGAUAUGUUUGCAGACUCGGACUCGGAGUGA